Molecule: messenger RNA, 208 nt
Organism: Symbiodinium natans
Lineage: Eukaryota; Dinophyceae; Suessiales; Symbiodiniaceae
Source: the annotation of a GenBank genome assembly
GUUCACAUGCGAUCCUGACGUCGAUUUCGUCCGUGGCAUGAUCCCGCAUCAUGAGGGAGCCGUGGCCAUGUGCGCAGCCCUGGAUCAGUCGCAAAGUUGGCUGGAGGUGGGACUCGUCCACUUUUGCUACCAUGUGGCCUUAGAGCAGACGUGGGAGGUUCAGGGAAUGCAGCGCUGGCUGGAUUCGCGGAAUCUCACAGCCGGCAAG